CACUCGCAGCGGCUGAGGUGCUCCGGCGUCAGUGUGAUCGCUCGCGCCGUCCGCGCCACACGCCAGAGCCUCUCCGCCGCGCACGAUGCUCGCCCUGGUGCUUCUCGCCGUCGUUGCCGCCGCGGCCGCACAAAACGACACUACGCCGCCGCGGCCACCGGCGCCGCGCCACGAACAAUUCCGCGUCAUAUACGAAUGGAACGCAAUAGAUUUCGAAUGGGCCUCCCCGGAAGACCGCGAGGCCUACCUCAAUACGAGCCGAUACAUACCCCAAAACGUCUUAAUAUCUGGAAUAAACUUCUACGGCGAAAACUUAUUUUUGACGAUGCCGAGGAUGCUGGACGGAGUGCCGGCGACCCUCGCCACGAUACCGGUGCACCAGAGCAAUACCGCGCCCAAGCUUCAACCGUUCCCCAGCUGGAGCGACAACGCUGUCGGCAACUGCUCAGCUUUGCAGUUCGUACAGAAUGUAGAAAUUGAUAAGAACGGAAUAAUGUGGAUCCUAGACAAUGGCCGCGUUGGCACUCUCACGCAGAACCCUGACCCGAAGUGUCCGCCGUCUAUCGUUCUCAUAGACCUCAAGUCCGGCACUAAUGUGAUGGAACGCAUACCGUUCCCAGCUAACACCCUUAAUUCGAACACCACUUACCUGAACGAUCUCGUCGUAGAUAACAGAGAUGGCGACUACGCUUACAUCACGGACAACAGUGCCGUGGAUCCCGGUAUAAUCGUAUUCCGUCGUAGUGACAAGAAAUCGUGGAAACUACGUGAUAUGAAGUCGAUGACGUCCGUCCCGGAUGCGACAGUUUUCCGCGUUAACGGCACCACGGUCAAUCUUCCUGUGAACAUCGACGGCAUUGCUCUUGGACCACAAUAUUUGACCGAAGAUGAGCAAGUUGACAGGAAAGUUUAUUAUUGUCCCCUCUCCAGUUACCAUUUGUAUGCAAUAAACGCCUCGGUUUUACGUAACGAAUCUUUAGCUCAACAAGGAGAGGGAGCUUUGAGACCAUACGUCGUCGAUCUCGGUACAAAAGCGUCGCAGACCGAUGGAAUGAAAAUGGACUCAAACGGCACGCUCUACUUCGGUCUGAUAGGCAACUCGAUAAUCGCCGAAUGGAAUUCAUCCGUGGACUUCCACGUCGGGCAGCGAACUAUUGCGCGGGAUCCCAACUACAUUCAAUGGGUGGAUCGGUUCACUUUUGACGAUCAAGGCAACACAUACGUUGUCAUAAAUAGACUGUACAACUUCGUUAAAAAUCAAGUAUCGGUAAACGAAGUUAACUACAGAAUCCUCAAGUCACACACAGGUUCGAAGAGCUACGUGUUCGGCGAGGAUGUGACGCCGCCGUCGACGCCGCAGCAAGGCGCCGCGGCCGCUCCCACCGUCGGCAUGUCGCUGGUGCUGCUCGCGCUCGCUCACCUGCUCGCUUAGUCUCGAGACUACUCGGUCGUGGUCCUCCCUCAGCCCUGACCCUGAAACCAGUGUUCGUUUAGCGACGCUCGGACUGAUGCGUAACAUUACCAAAAAUUAUAAGUUACCUUGACCUGAUGGUCGCUCCAGUGAUAAAGCGCGUGUAGAUAGGAGUUUGUAUAUUAUAUUGACAUAGAACAUAGUUAGACAUAGAAUUACUUAAAGCGAUUAUGGGCCGACCUUUCCGUGUGGUAGUCACGAUGCGUCGAAGACGACUCAAGUCGGGUGUGUACCCAACGAAAGGUCGGGGUCGUGUUGCCAAAUGCCGCGAGUUAGCUCAACAGUAAACAUUCCAUGUAUACCCAUAAGACGAAGGUGCAUCUCCGCACGAUAUUUAUUUAUAUAACUUUGUAACUUUAAAUAUUAACGAUAAAUUGUAAUGUAAUAAACGUACCCUUUCCUUGACGUCACUUCGUUUGAAAACGUACAGAGACGUGAGUGGUUUAUUCAAAAUAUUUCAUUUGUGUUAACUACACAUUAGAUGCUAAGCUGUAUAAUAUACAUACAUAUUGUAACUAUAAUAUCGUAUGUUUGUUGUGUGGACGGAAUUGAGUGUGUGUCUUGAAUAAACGUGUUUAUCAUAUUA
This is a messenger RNA of Manduca sexta (tobacco hornworm), 2057 nucleotides long. It is a transcript of the gene Y-b, whose product is annotated as protein yellow-like. The record is from RefSeq and is a predicted model, not a curated record. Bases 86 to 1432 code for a protein of 448 amino acids. NCBI's taxonomy places the organism in Eukaryota, Metazoa, Arthropoda, Insecta, Lepidoptera, Sphingidae. Gene Ontology annotation, cellular component: extracellular region. The transcript has a single exon.